UCGAAAAUUUCGAGCUCCGGCUCGAAAAAUUUCAGCGUCCCGCCCACCUCCCAGUUUCGAUUCGGCUUUCUUCCCCUUAUGAACUAGAGCCGCCGCCGCCGCGGGCUGAACCAUUCUUCCACCAGGCGCCCAGAUUGGAUUCCAGACAGAGCAAACUGUGAGAAAUUUCGGGAUUUCCGCCCCCUUUCCUACCCAUUUCUUGGUGUUCUGAUGCGAUUAAGGGUUCUUUUUCUCGCAAUGGUGGAGCUCUAGGAUCAGCCGCCGGAGCAGGAGCAGGGAUUUGGGCCAGGCAAGUGAGGAACGCGUUGCUACCAGCAGAUUUUGGGGCUGCUGCCGUGGUCGCCGGAGGGAGGGAGCGGCGCCGCCGCGCGGGGGCUUCGGUCGCCCACCGGCCGCCGUCAGGGCCCCGAGAUGCCUGACGAGUCCAGGGACGGCAGGAGGGCGGCUCUCGCCGACCUCUCCGGCGGGAUUGGGGGCGGAGGGUUCUUCAUCAGGAGGGUGGCCUCGCCGGGAGCACUGGCGGCGAGGGGCAUCCGUAAGCCGCUGGCGCGGCGGUAUAUUUCGCCUUCGAGGAACAAGGAGAACCUGCUGCCGGUUUGGGCCACGCCGAUGAAGAGGAGGAGCCCGCUUCCCGAAUGGUAUCCCAGGACGCCGCUCCGUGACAUCACGGCAAUUGCAAGGGCUAUUCAGAGAAGCCGUUUAAGGAUUGCUGCUGCACAGCAGCAAAGUCAAAGGCCUGAGCAGUCUCCGCAAUCUGUAAACAUGACUACUACUCCAGGACAAGCAGAGCAGAACGCACCUCACAGCGCUGAUGCUUCCCUGGCAGUUGCCUCUGGUUCUGGCUCAACUGAAAGAGAAACUGUAGCAAGCCCUGCAACUACCUUGGCUGGUGACAAUCUCAGGGUGCAUUCCUCACCAGUGGAAAGCUCAUUGGAGACUCCAUCCAAACCAAUGGAUCCUGCCCUUGCUGGCAUUGUUGAGAAGAAACUGUCCAGCUCAAUAGAGAAGAUAGAGAAGUUGGUGAGGAGAAACCUGAAGCGAACACCAAAGGCUGCUCAGGCCUCAAGGAAGGCCAACCGGAGGCGCAAUCUGAUGUCCAUGCGAUGAAUUGGCUGCUGUAAUCCAUGGUGGGGGGAGAGGUGAAAGUCCACCUCAGGCUUCUCCUCCUUCCCCUUGUCUGCUGCUUCCAUAGCUGCUAGUUUAACCUGCCAAUAUGCUGUCACUGCUGCUCUUCUUCCAACAUGGUGCCAAGGAGCCUUCCUGGUUUUCUUCUCAGAGGACCAAAGAAAAUGUGUCUAUUGGCUCUUUGUUUGAGAUUCUAGGGUUUGCAGCUGCUAGUGUGAGGUGUCAUGUGGUCCAUGCUACUGUUGUAUAAUUAUGUUUACUUUUCUGUGUAUCCCAGUGGGUGGUUGAACAGAUGAAUCUUGAGUUUUCGUCUGUUCUGCAAUAUUACCAUAGCCCCUCCCCGUAGUGUCUGAAUGUUUUCUGCUGUGGCUGCUUGUAUGGAGUUUAUGUUGUGUAAGUACCAUGAAAAAUAUAGCAGUGUCAAAUCUUUCUAUAACCA
Messenger RNA from Panicum virgatum (switchgrass), 1564 nucleotides. Its product is annotated as protein POLYCHOME-like. The coding region runs from base 412 to 1107 and encodes 231 amino acids. The transcript has 3 exons. Lineage: Eukaryota; Viridiplantae; Streptophyta; Magnoliopsida; Poales; Poaceae. The record is from RefSeq and is a predicted model, not a curated record. Gene Ontology annotation, biological process: negative regulation of ubiquitin protein ligase activity; regulation of nuclear division. Gene Ontology annotation, cellular component: nucleus.